AUGUGUUCCAAGUAUACAGUAUUAAAUGUCACGAGUAAAUACUGCUCGAAUGAUUGCUUUGGAUUUGAACUAAAAGUAGAUAAGUUUUCGAGUGUUAAAAAUGUGACUUCUUCACAAUUAGUCACAUCGCAAGCCUGUAAAACAGCAUGGCGAGUUAUUGUAGAAACCGCACCUCGAAUACGUCGUAGUAACACGGAUUACAGAACAGUUCUAUCAGAAGGAAAAAUGAGAGUUGGUUUGAAAAGGACCGAUUCAAACAAGUGUGAAGUCAAGGCUUCUUUCUUUUUUGAAGUUCUUAAUUCGAGUGAACUUAUUUAUUACAAGGAGUCGUUUGAAAGAGUUUUCUCCCAAACACACCCGGAAUUCUAUUGUGAUUAUGUCAAAAGACCCGGAAGAAUCGCUCGACUUGCUGGUGUAAGAGAAGUUUGGUUUUCAUUGCCUGAUGACAAACUCACAAUCAGAGGUAAUGUCAUAAUUGAAGAUUGUUGUCCGAAAACAAAAACUGAAAAGGACUUAAACGCCACUAUGAAUGUAACUGAACUGCUAUAUGACUUUAGGGAGUUGUAUAAGAACAAUUUAUUUUCGGAUGUCGUAUUCGUUUUUGGAAGCGAGAAAAUCUACUCCCAUAAGAAUGUCCUCUCCACCAGGUCACCAGUGUUUAAAAAGAUGUUCGAGCACGAUAUGUUAGAAAGCAAAUUGAAUACCGUCAAGAUUACCGAUAUCGAGAAACGCAUAUUUGAUUAUUUUUUACUGUAUCUCUAUACAGGAAUCAUGGAGAACAAUGAACUGGAUACUGUCUUGUCUCUCUAUUCAACUGCGGACAAAUAUCAAGUUACCACGCUUUUCCAAACUUGCAGCAACACUCUCCAAUCAUAUAUUUCGGAUAAAACAGUUUCAUCCAUAUUGCUGUAUGCCGAUUUGCAUAGUGAUGAGCUAUUGAAAGAAAAAGCUGUUCAAUUUAUAUGUGAAAAAUUUGAAUUGGUGGAAGGAUCACCCGGAUGGUACAGUUUAAUCGAUAAGAAUCCGAGUUUAGGUUCGUACGUUUUGACAGCAGUUUCAUUAAGUAUCAUUUCCGAAAGAAAAAAAGUAUUUUAG
Molecule: messenger RNA, 1095 nt
Organism: Parasteatoda tepidariorum (common house spider)
Lineage: Eukaryota; Metazoa; Arthropoda; Arachnida; Araneae; Theridiidae
Product: speckle-type POZ protein
Molecular function (GO): protein binding
Source: RefSeq, a predicted model, not a curated record